Oryza sativa Japonica Group (Japanese rice) is the source of this 2012-nucleotide messenger RNA. Its product is annotated as pentatricopeptide repeat-containing protein At3g62890. NCBI's taxonomy places the organism in Eukaryota, Viridiplantae, Streptophyta, Magnoliopsida, Poales, Poaceae. The record is from RefSeq and is a predicted model, not a curated record. Gene Ontology annotation, molecular function: protein binding.
AGUUAGCCCACGCACAUGAGCUUGAACAAAUUCGGCCCAGUUUUUCUUUUCCCCCACUACUUUCAUUUCCUUUCCUUCGACCUGGAGCAGGGGAGCUGCUUGUUUGCUGGCUCUGGCUCGGUCUGGAUGGUGGCGCCGCCGGCGGCACUGCAUCUGCUACUGUCCCGCCCUUGGCUGACCGCCGCGCAGCUCCGGCAGGCCCACGCCCACCUGGUCGUCUCCUCGCUCCUAGCCGACCGCUUCUUCCCCAACUCGCUCCUCCGCUCCCUCCUCCCGCCCUCCCACUCCCACUCCCCGCUGCGCGCCCUCCGCCUCUUCCCGCGCCUCCGCCGCAUCAUCGCUACCAAUCCCUUCUUCCCCAACGCCUACACCUUCUCCUUCCUCCUCACCGCCUCCGCCUCCCUCGCUCCUCUUCCCCACGCCGCCUCGCCGCGCGUCCUCGUAGAAUCGCUCCACGCCCUCGCCAUCCUCGUCGCCUGCGACGCCCACGCCUACGUCUCCAACGGCCUCAUCCACGCCUACGCCUCCUGCGCCCUCCUCUGCUCCGCCCGCCGCGUCUUCGAUGUCAACGUCUCCUGCAGGGACGUCUGCUCCUGGACCUCGCUCCUCACCGCCUACGGCAGGGCCGCCCGCCUCCACCACGCGCGCGCCCUGUUCGACGCAAUGCCCCACAAAACCACCAUCGCCUGGGCCGCCAUCCUCAGCGCCUACGUCGGCGCCGGGAGCUUCGCGGAGGCCGUCGACGUGUUCCAGGAGAUGCUCAGGGCCCGCGUGCGCCCCAACAGGGCGGUCAUCCUCAGCGUGCUGGCCGCGUGCGGGGCGCUCGGGGCGCUGGAGCAAGGGCGGUGGGUGCACGCCCACCUGGUUGCCGCCCACGGCGCGAUGGCCAAGGACGGGAUGGUGGCCACGGCGCUGGUGGACAUGUACGCCAAGUGCGGGAGCCUCGAGACGGCGAGGCAGGUGUUCUCGGGCAUGGCGGAGAGGGACGUGUUCGCGUACACGGCCAUGGUCUCGGGCCUGUCGGACCACGGCCGCUGCGUGGAGGCCAUCGAGCUGUUCGGGCGGAUGCAGGAGGAAGGGGUGCGGCCCAACGAGGUGACCUUCAUCUGCGUGCUGAGCGCGUGCGGGAGGGCGGGGCUGGUCGGGCGCGCGAGGGAGAUCCUGGGGAGCAUGUCGGCGGUGCACGGCAUGGAGGCCGGCGUGGAGCACUACGGCAGCAUGGUGGACGUGCUGGGGCGGGCGGGGAUGGUGGAGGAGGCCCUGGAGGUGGUGCGGAGGAUGCCGAUGAGGCCCGACUCGUACGUGCUGGGGGCGCUGCUGAACGCGUGCGUGGCGCGCGGGGACACGGAGGGCGGGGAGGAGGUGGCGGCGAUGAUGGCGGAGCUGGGGCUGGACGACCGCAGCGGGGUGCAGGUGCAGCUGUCGAACCUGUACGCGGGGCGGGGGAAGUGGGAGGAGGUGGUGGGCGUGCGGAGGGGGAUGGAGGAGAGGAAGGUGGUCAAGGUGCCAGGGUGCAGCAUGGUGGAGGUGGACGGCGUCGCCAGAGAGUUCGUCGCCGGCGACCGGUCGCACGAGGCGUGGAUCAUAGACGUCGCCGAGCAGCUGGAGCGGAUGCUCGCCCACCACUGACUCCCGUCCGUCUCUCAGCUUCCUCCGUCAAUUUUUAGAUUCGACUGAGACGCUGAGCUCAUCCGUCCAUCCAUGAGAGUUGUACGUAUAACUCUUUUUUCACUAUGACCAAGGAGAACACUAACUCCUCCGAUCCAUUUAUUCAUCGAGGCACAAACAAAAUAAGUUCAACUCUUGUGGAAAAACUAAGAAACAUUAUACAAACAUUAUACGUACAGCUCUUGUGGAUGGAGGGAGUACGAUUCAGUGACUCUUCCGGUGGGAUAUGUGCCUCAUAAAUCAAGAAACGUAUUAGUUCAUUGUUGUAAAUCUGUAUCGUGUAAGACCACAAUGUUAAAGAGAGAAACAACGGAGUGAACGGCAAGAAGCAGCGAUGAUCAUUA